Messenger RNA from Pseudomassariella vexata, 1656 nucleotides. RefSeq lists its product as uncharacterized. The record is from RefSeq and is a predicted model, not a curated record. Lineage: Eukaryota; Fungi; Ascomycota; Sordariomycetes; Amphisphaeriales; Pseudomassariaceae. The transcript has a single exon. The coding region runs from base 332 to 1369 and encodes 345 amino acids.
UAUUUACAUUCAAACUAUCGAUUCAGGAUCUCAAACAUGCCAGUGUAUUCAGCGCGGCCGAUCUAGGUAUUGACUUCCAAGUCGGCGGCAGCAUUAGUUGUAUUUCUCGAGUAUAUAAAAUAUCGCCGUAGUUUCUCUCUAAAACGUAUCUGAUCACCACAGCUCAGUAUCACAACAAUCUUCAGUCAAUCUUUCAGCCCAACCCGGCUACGACUAGCACUCAAGUCACCACAGUCAUUCUCUGAACUUGACACAGGUUAACUAGUAGUCAAGUCGCCACACUCAGUUCCAAACACAAUCCUCACUCCAAAGCCUCGACACGAAUCCCACAAUGGCUGCUGCAGUAAUCGAGGCCAUCGGCCUGAUCUCCGGCGCCCUGGGCAUCAUCCAAUUCGGAAUAGACAACUUUGCGGAGCCUGAUUCAGUCGGCUCCGUGGUCAAAGUUGCCGUGGGCCUCGAUGUCAACGGUGGCCUCAACAACGCCGGCGGCGACCUGCCUGACGUACGACUCUUCAACGAGGCCGGCGGCUUCCUUGGAAUCACUGCGGACCCCGGCUCCAUCGGCAGUGGCGAAGCCAAAGAAAUCACCGUCAGCCACAAUGGAGACAACGGGCAGCAGGCAACGUAUGCGCUUCUCUCGGCCAACGACAACGCGAUAUGCAUCGCCUACGCGUCUAUCACCUGGCCUGAUGGGAACAACUACGCCUGGAUCGGGGACUGGGGUCGCCAGUGUGGCGGGAGCUGGUAUUACAGUAACUACUAUAUAUCUGGGAGCGACGUGACGCCCGACUGCUUCUGGAUCGACUCCAACGGUGAUCAGCCGCAGACAGGGUUCCAGAUCCAUUGGCCCGAGUUUGUGAGCGCAUCGGGUGAUCUGCCCACGCAGCCUAGCGACAAGGAUGCGCUCCUAGAUCGCCUGUGCAAUGCGGGCCCACCGUUCAAGAUGUACACUGAGAAAGACCCCAGAGGCAUCACAUUCUGGACGAAGACUAAGCGGUCUGAGGAGGCGACGGCUGAGGCGUAUGCGCCGUGGAAGAGUGCGCCGUCGGCUAAGUUUGCAGACAAUAGGAGUGGGCAUAGCGCUACGGUGCCUAGGCAACAGUCGCUGCAUGCCAACCAGCUCGUUAUUGAUAACAACCCCAAUCACGCGGCUGAUGCACUCUGCGGUAGCGACACUUCGCUGGGUCCCGAUUUCGUCGAUUUGACUACGAGCUCUUUCUGUCGCAUGGAGGACAAGACGAUGUUCCCGCUUUGUUCGGAUGAGAUCACGGAUAACUGCUUCAACACAGACGUGCAGAAGUUGAUUGUUAAUGGUGUUGCCACUCGGGACUCGGAUUAUGGGAGGGUCUUGGACUGGACUUCGCAGUGAGCGGGCUGGAGUGAACGUUGGGAGGGGAUAGGUGAUAAUAACUCCUAGGGUUCUUGUUUUUUUUUCUCUUGUAUUGCAGACUUGUUUCUGUUCUGUGUAUACUUUCGAAACUUUGGAUUUUGGGGUUUUUGAUAGUGUUUUGGGUAUCGACAUGGAGUCUGGAAAGGGAUGGGAUCAUUUGUUACUUAUGUUGGUAAGGCUCACUUGCAAUUGUAAAAAGACGUUUUUCAGAAUACCUAGUUACGCAUAUUUGUAUUCAUGUUUCUGCAUUGUUGCACUCAUGUCAC